CAGACACCGAGUACUGCAUUUAACCUCUGUUGGGGCAACAGUCACUUUGAAGAAAUGCUAUCACAUUUAAGGCAUGUGUUUUCUGGGGCUCCUAUACUAAAUGCAAGCAAAUGCACUGUACAUCACUUUCGGUCAUCACAUUGCAAUGUGCAGCUAAAAGGUCGGAACCUUUUAACUUUAAAACAUUACACAGCUGAAGAAAUACAAUACCUUUUGUGGGUGGCAGCUGAUCUUAAAUACAGAAUAAAGCAAAAAGGAGAGUAUGUACCUGUGCUGCAGGGAAAAUCUCUUGCCAUGAUAUUUGAAAAAAGAAGUACGAGAACAAGACUCUCCACUGAAACUGGGUUUGCUUUACUUGGUGGACAUCCUUGUUUUCUAACCACACAAGACAUCCAUUUGGGAGUUAAUGAAAGCCUGAAGGAUACAGCAAGGGUAUUAUCAGGAAUGACUGAUGCUGUUCUAGCAAGAGUUUAUCGCCAAACUGACCUGGACCUUUUGGCUAAAGAGGCAACAAUUCCAAUUGUUAAUGGUUUAUCAGAUAUGUAUCAUCCUAUCCAAAUUCUAGCUGAUUUCUUAACUUUGCAGGAACAUUAUGGCCAUUUGAACGGACUAACCAUAUCCUGGAUUGGAGAUGGAAACAAUGUCUUAAAUUCAAUUAUGAUGAGUGCUGCCAAGUUUGGAAUGAACCUACGUAUAGCAACACCAAAGGGUUAUGAACCUGAUUCCUCUGUAAUUUCAGCAGCUGAACAGUUUUCCAAAGAGUCUGGCACACCGCUUUUUAUGACAAAUGAACCUCUGGAGGCUGCAACUGGAGCCAAUGUUUUGGUGACCGACACCUGGGUAAGCAUGGGAAAGGAAGAGGAGAAGAAGAAACGCUUAAAGGAUUUUAAAGGAUACCAGAUAACAAUGCAGACUGGUAAAGUUGCUUCUCCAGACUGGACAUUUCUUCACUGUUUGCCAAGAAAGCCUGAAGAAGUGGAUGAUGCAGUUUUCUAUUCUCCCAAAUCUUUGGUUUUCCCAGAAGCAGAAAAUAGGAAAUGGACAAUUAUGGCCGUGAUGGUUGCUUUAUUGACUGAUUAUAUUCCUCAACUACCAAAACCUACAUUUUAAUCCACAGUUAAAGCUAUGAAAUAUAACGGAGCAAACUGAAUCUGUAAACAUCAAAACUAAAAGAUAAUUUUAUUGUUUUAUAUAUACGCUUGCCAAGUGGAAUAAAUAUACAUAUAGCCAGAAAUCUCUUGGUAUCUGCUGUAAAACACAUUGUAUUUGCAAAGUGUUUCUAUUUUAAAGGGAAACUUAACUAAAAUAUCUCUGUCUUAAUCAGUGAUUAAAAUUUAGUAUUAUAAAAAUUUUA
This is a messenger RNA of Xenopus tropicalis (tropical clawed frog), 1354 nucleotides long. RefSeq names its product ornithine transcarbamylase (gene otc). Gene Ontology annotation, molecular function: ornithine carbamoyltransferase activity; carboxyl- or carbamoyltransferase activity; amino acid binding. Gene Ontology annotation, biological process: ornithine metabolic process; amino acid metabolic process; urea cycle. NCBI's taxonomy places the organism in Eukaryota, Metazoa, Chordata, Amphibia, Anura, Pipidae. Gene Ontology annotation, cellular component: mitochondrial matrix. The record is from RefSeq and is marked provisional.